ACCUUUCUAUCAAAGAACAAAACACACAAAAAACCUUGUCCGAAACUGCAACUCUCCCAAAGUCUCCUUCUGUCUUACAAUGUCUGAAUCAGGCUUAACGGUGCUUGACGGAACCCAUCUCCGAUCAUUCAAUCCCUCUUUGCCUGAACUUAACGGCUCCGUCAGUGGAGCUCAGCUCCUUGAAAUCGCCGACUCCAAAGCCUCCACCUCUCUCUUUGGCCUCUCAUUGCCUCAAAACCUUAAGGCUUCCGCUCUUUCUCGUGUCAUCGCGGGACCCGGUGAUCAUGCUGACGUCACUUUCCGGCAAACAGAGCUCGACAAAGAUAAAGCAUCCAAGUUUCUCUCUGAUUACAUCUCUGCCAUUGCUGAUGAGUUGAAAGAUGAUCCAUUAGUGGUGUCAAUACUGGAUGGGAAUACUUUGAAGAUGUUUCUGGAGGAUGAAGAUGAUUAUGCUAUGUUAGCAGAGAAUUUGUUUACUGAUAUGGACAUAGAAGAUAAAGGGAAGAUUUGCAAGAAUGAGCUGAGAAAUGCACUUGUUCAUAUGGGUGUUGAAAUGGGGAUCCCUCCUUUUUCAGAAUUUCCUCUGCUAAAUGACAUAUUAAAAAAGCAUGGGGCCGAGGGGGAAGAAGAACUGGGCCAAGCACAAUUUGCUGAAUUACUUCAGCCAAUUCUGCAGGAAACAGCUGAUGCAUUGUCUGAAAACCAUGUUGUUAUCAUACAUAAUGUCAAGGUUGUCAAUGGUUCUAAGCUAAGAAAGCUCUUGGCAGACGAGAAGCAAUUCGACAAUGUUGUAGAGAGAGUUUUGCAGGAAACAAAGAGCGGAAAAGACGGGCUGCAGAAGACAACAGAGCUAAUCAGGAGUUUCUUCGAGAAACAUGGAAAUGAUUUCGGCUUGCCACCAUCAGAAUCUAAUGACGCUGUGAUUCUUCUCUACGAUGCAGUCUUUUCUGAAGUAGAAAAUGAGGAGAGUGUUGUGAAAGCGGACAAUGAAUUCAGGGAAUACAUGGAAGACGUCCUCAAGAAGUUUGCAGAACAGCUUGAAGAUAAUCCCAUCUAUUGUGACCUUGAUGAUUAAGGGAGUGAUUUAACAAUGGAUCCGGUUCUUCGGGUGAUGGAGGCUGUUCAUAUUUAUCCGGCAUUUGCUCCUCCCCACAGGGAUUCUUAUGUUUAUAAUUAUAUGCUUAAAUAUAUUGUAUGUAUACCUGAUGAUGAGGUCUAUGUUGCAUCUUUGAUUCACAAACUAGUUUGACCUUUAUCAUAGCCAAAUCCACUCACGUCUAAAUCACAUUACAGCAGUAUAAAUAAUGAUUUCAUGGCUAUUUCGGAUUUA
Messenger RNA from Gossypium raimondii (Peruvian cotton), 1330 nucleotides. RefSeq lists its product as uncharacterized. The record is from RefSeq and is a predicted model, not a curated record. The transcript is spliced from 4 exons. The coding region runs from base 80 to 1075 and encodes 331 amino acids. Gene Ontology annotation, molecular function: calcium ion binding. Lineage: Eukaryota; Viridiplantae; Streptophyta; Magnoliopsida; Malvales; Malvaceae.